Molecule: messenger RNA, 384 nt
Organism: Entrophospora sp. SA101
Lineage: Eukaryota; Fungi; Glomeromycota; Glomeromycetes; Entrophosporales; Entrophosporaceae
Source: the annotation of a GenBank genome assembly
AUGAGAUUAAUUCCACACCAAUUGCCAUUAACUUCUACAAUAAGUAAUCAAACUAAUUUACCACCAACACACCCCUUGACUGCUGAUGUCAAUAAUGAUUAUUUGGAAUCAAAUAGUAGUUAUAGCAAUGGCAGUAUUGAUAAAAAUACAUUAAAACAAAUAUUGAUUUACUUAAGAAAAAAUACUGAAUUACUGGUUGAGACUAAUAAAAUUACUCAAGUUUUUAAAGAAAAUGACAAUCAGUGGUAUAAGGAAGUUUGGAAAUCUGCUACUAGAAAACUCUUGAAAAAUGGAUAUAUUUAUCCAAAUGAAACUGGCUUUAAAGAUUAUUUCAUUAGUGGACAAACUGCAAUGAGAACAGCUCAUAGAUCUCUUGUACAAUGA